This is a messenger RNA of Hydractinia symbiolongicarpus, 4196 nucleotides long. RefSeq lists its product as uncharacterized. Bases 1176 to 1847 code for a protein of 223 amino acids. The transcript is spliced from 2 exons. The record is from RefSeq and is a predicted model, not a curated record. Lineage: Eukaryota; Metazoa; Cnidaria; Hydrozoa; Anthoathecata; Hydractiniidae.
UUUCUGUUUCAAGCUUAUUUUAAUAGUUUGUUGUGGAAAUGUUUAGCGUUUUAAUAAUUAUUUUAACCUGUUUUUGCACUGACGAUAUUUCAUGUAUAUUGGGAUUUACUAAGAAUGACAGGAAUUUACCGUAAUAAAUGUGAACCACAGUUUUGUAUUGAAAAUUAGUUGGCUCGAAUAUUAUUGUAUCACCAAAUGAAACAUCUUUUGGUGUGUAUCCAGUAUGAAGGGUAUUGGAUGGAAUCCCAUUAUGGAGGUUAUCUGUUGUAGAGAGAGUAUCAGUGGAGAAAGUAAAUGAUUUUUUAGAUAGAAGAAGAUCAACGUAAUUAUCAUUAUUUACUCCUAAUAUGUUGUGAGGACAGUAAUCAAACUUUUUUACUCCAUUUCCAAUUAUAGAUUUUCUAGUUAAUGUACUAUAAUUUAUUCUACUGUUAAUUUGUCAUAAAAUAUCAUUAAUACUAGAGAACCCUUUUGUAACAAUAAUGUGUGUAUUAUUUGUUAGAUACAUCUUCUCGUCUUCUUCAAUGUUGUAAAACGUGUAAACCAAACGCGCUCUAAAUAAACCAUUUUUUUACUAUUAUUUCUAUUGUCGAUAGGUUUUUGCAAAUCGAUACCUUUUCAAAUGUCAUCUAUUACAAUAUACAUUUUCUAAGUUAUAUAAUAUAAUGAAUUGAAUUUAUAAAUACGAUCCUAAAAUAUCCGGGUUUUAUGAACCAAACGGUGGAAAAUACCUACAACAAUUCAAAGCAAAGGACCUAUACAUACAGAAUAUAGUGGUUUCGGAGAAUGUAGGUGAUUUCCAGAGUAAGUUUACAAACAUAUUUACCAACUAUGAGGUAGGAGCAGUUGGGGCAGGAGAUCCAACAUUUAACAAUUGGAAAACUAACCCAUUCAAACUAUGGCAGACCCAAUUAAAUUUUGCAGUAUUUCUAUCGACAAGCGUAUGUGGAAUAUCACCAGAGCGUUUAAAUUCAGAUCAUCCUUUGGCUAAAAGCAUAUACAGAUUCCAUGUUUAUUAUCACAUUAGACGUAUAUUUAAAAUUCUGGAAGCCUAUCUACCAUAUCAACAAGGAUUUUUUGGUAGUAAUAAUACAUUCACUAGGGAUAAAUAUCUUCAAUUAUGUAGAAAAUAUGGUGUUGACAGCAAUUAUAAUACAUGGAGAAAUGAAAACUAUAUGAGUUCAUACCAAAGUAAGAGACCAGAAUAUAAAAACACACCUGGUGAUUCAUAUUAUGAUUCCAACGGUUUUGCUAGAUGGAAUAUAGAACAUUUGAGGAGUUUAACAACAAUUGGUGUACAGAAAUUAAGCGAAUCGGUUAGAGCCUAUUCAUACCUUCUAAUAACAUCCCAAACGUCUACAAGAUCAAGCAUUUUAGGUAAUACAGGUCCAGCAUUAGAUUGCCAGCAAGUGUUUCUAAACAACUUUGAAAACAUUAUUAAUAGACAUGUGGAUAUAGCAGAAGACAUUAAAAGAUUCCAGGAUACACUACAAUAUGCUAGAAGUAAAGUGGAUUAUGUUGUUGGUGAGAAUGUGUUUAUGUUACCAAGUGAUAUGAACCUUAGAAUUGGAGAAGUGAAUAACUAUAAUAAUGAAAUCCUAGUAUCAAAAUCAGACUUUGGCUUGGGUACUAAUCUUAAAGUUAAUACAGAAAAGAAACCAGAUCUAAAACCUAUACCAAAAGAAAAGAAACCAGAUCCGACUACAUCAAAGAAGAAGAACCCAGAUCCUAUACCACCAAAGAAGACAAAUCCUACAAUUCCAAAGAAGAAGACUACUGAUAAUACAAAAUCAGAAGUACCGACAGGUGAAAUAACUCAUGAGGAGGAGAAAAUAGCUGUAAUUUAACUAUAAGUACUGUGUUUUCAAUAUGGUGGUAUCUUUUUUAGAUAGAUUAUCUUCUUUUUCUUGUCAUAAAGUAUGUAUAGAUUAACACACCUAUACCUGUAAUAAGUACCCAUACAUUUUUCGAUAGCCAUCCAAUGGCAUCCUUUGCUCUAUUUAGUAUCUAUGCCACCACGGAUCCUAUUAUACCCGGUAGUGCCGCUGCUGCUUUUCCUGCUAAUUUACCAAGUAGGCCAGCGAGUGCUUUCAACAUGUUCUUUAUGAAUUCCUUGGCACCUCCUUUACCACUAGGUUUAUCACCUCCUCCACCACUGGCUGCUGUUGCUGACCCACCACCGGUUAAUGCUUCAACGAGGAAAGCAAUAGUCAUAUCAAAGGCUGUCAUAAUUGAUACUAUUGUUAUACCUUGUUCACGGAAGAGGUUUUUAAUCCUUUCGCCUAGUGUACCGGUUUCUUUAUCUACAAAAUGUGAAAGCGAAUUUUUAAUUUGUUGUAUUUCAAUUGAAUAUUCAUCUUUUAACUUACUGAGAUCCUUUUCCUUUUAACUUUUUCUAAGAUUUCCACUUUCUUCAUCUAUCCUAUCUUUAACUUCCUGUUUCUGUUUCUCGGUAUAGCUCUCAUCAUCUUCCAUUACCUUAAGCUUUAUGUACUCCUUCUUUUGCCUAUUUUUGGUUUCCUUUAUCCUAUCAUAUAGAGCUUUAAUUCUAUCUAUGAGUUUCUUAAAUGCACUAUUUCUUGAUUUUAGUUUUUUUUCAGUUGAAAUGUAUUUUCAUCACUAAUAAGGGAUGAAUCUAUAGUAUGUGUUAAAUCAUCUACUCCUAUCGAUGCUUCUGAUGCUUUUGUAAUAUCAUCCAUUUCUAUAUCAUAGCCUUUAUUAUCAUGGCCUGAUUCUAUCUUUUUAAAAUCUCCCUGUAGUUCAGUAGCCUUCUUACUUCUUACUUCUAUUUCUUUUACUUCUGCCGAUAUAGAUGAAUUUGGAUCAAAACCCAUAUCCCUAAGAAAGAGAAAUAAGGUACGGCUAGCUAAAAUAAGGUACGGCUAGCUAAAAUAAGGUACGGCUGGAAAAUAUUAAGGUACGGCUGGGUCUUAUCAUAUAAGAAACAACUUUAAAUGCUAAAAACAUUCAAUAAAAACGAAAUUAUGUUAGGUACGGCUAGCCAAAAUAAGGUACGGCUGGACCAUAUUAAGGUACGGCUGGGUCCUAUCGUAUAAAGACACAUCUUCAAAUGAUACAAAUGUUCCAUAAAAACGAAAUUAGGUUAGGUACGGCUAACCAAAAUAAGGUACGGCUGGACAAUAUUAAGGUACGGCUGGGUCCUAUCGUAUAAAGAAACAACUUCAAAUGCUAAAAACGUUCAAUAAAAACGAAAUUAUGUUAGGUAUGGCUAGCCAAAAUAAGGUACGGCUGGACUAUAUUAAGGUACGGCUGGGUUCUAUCAUAUAAGAAACAACUUCAAAUGCUAAAAACGUUCAAUAAAAACGAAAUUAAGUUAGGUACGGCUAGCUAAAAUAAGGUACGGCUGGACCAUAUUAAGGUAAGGCUGGAUUUUAUUAUAUAAGAAAGAACUUCAAAUGCUAAAAAAAAUUAAUAUAAACGAAAAACAAUAAGUACGUAGAAGAAGUAGAGUUUACUGGAAAGUAAAUUGCGGGCGAGGUUAAAAAAAAUUGUAUGCAAUAUGCUCUACUAGGUUGGCUCCACAUUGCUUUCUGCACAGGAAAAUAAAAAAAUGCUACUUUGAAAGUGAUGCGGUAAAUCUUCUGUCUAACUGAGGUAUAGACUGUGAAUGUCUGAAUAAGGAGUAGAAUUAACGUUUUCGCCAGUUGAGGAACACACGCCUUUUUAUUCGUUGGAUGUUAUAGUUAAUGGAAGAGAUGUACACUUUUUAUAUAAAACAAAAGAACUUUUUAAAAAAAAUUAAUAUUCGUUGUUGUUUAUGAGAGCACGUUAUUUUAAUGAUGGGAAACAAUAAGAAAAAGGAAGAACCUAAUAAAGCCGCGAAACAAUGUGUGAGUAUAGGUUUUUGUUUUUUUUAUUUUGAUUGUGUUAACUGUGUCUCGAUUUAAUUCAGCAUAUACACUUUUUAUAAAAACAAUUUUUUGUAAGAACAAUAAGGUUAAAAAUUAUUGACAAAUAAGAACGAAAUAAGAACAAGAAGCCCUGGGGGCUCUAAGAAUUUUCUCGCGCUACCAAAAUAUUUGAUGAAAACCUGCUAAUUCGUUGUGUUAUUGUGCCAAACAUUCGAAGGGGUUCGGUGCAUGAACCUCUGAAGAUAAAGCACACCACUGACAUUAUAUCUUACAACAAACGCAAACAAAUCGAAACGUGUCAUUAAACUCACAUUUUAAAAGAAA